AAUUUUCGGUGGACCCAAGUGAUGAUAUUUGCAAUGGAAGAAAUCAACAAAGAUCCUGCUCUCCUGCCAAACAUAUCUCUUGGCUAUAGGAUCCUUGAUUCAUGUGCAUCUCCUACAAAUGCUCUGCGUGCUGCACUGACACUGGCAAGCAGACCUGAGGAGACGGAAUCGACUUCACCGUGUACACCAGCUAUAUCUGCCCUUAUAGCUGAGUCGGGAUCAACGCAAUCUAUAAUUGUGGCUGGAGCUCUUGGACCGUUUCAAGUGCCAAUAGUAAGUUACGUCUCAACAUGUGCCUGCCUGAGUGACAAAACCAAAUAUCCUACAUUUUUUCGGACAAUUCCCAGCGACUACUUCCAGGCGAAAGCUUUGGCAGCACUGGUUAAACGUUUUGGCUGGCAGUGGAUUGGAGCAAUACAGUCAGACGAUGAUUAUGGGAGGAAUGGGAUCCAGGCUUUUACUGAGGAGGUUAAGAAACAUGGGAUCUGCAUUGCAUUUGUAGGGACAAUUCUAAGAACAUACCCUAUGGGUAAAAUUUUGGAUGUUGUGGAAAUUAUAAAGCAGUCAACUGUCAAGGUCAUCCUUGCUUUUGUUGCAGAGAGUGACUUUUACCCUCUGAUGCAAGAGGUGGUAAAACAGAACAUCACAGGGAUUCAGUGGAUUGCCAGCGAGGGCUGGAUAACAGAAGCUAGACCCUCCACACCUGAAAUGUACCGAGCUUUUGGUGGAGCCCUAGGGUUCGUGGUGCAGAAGAUGGCUAUUCCAAAACUCAAACCUUUUCUUACAAGCAUCAGCCCCUAUGCUGAUCCAAGUGCAGCCUUUGUAAGAGAUUUCUGGGAGAUGAUGGUGGGCUGCACACCUGAUCCACCUGGGGAGCACACAGGCACUAAGGCAGUGCAUGAAGUAUGCACUGGAAAUGAGACAUUAAUGAAUUCACAGGAUGUGUUCUUUAAUGUCACAGAGCUCAGAGUGUCUUAUAAUGUCUACAACGCAGUUUAUGCCAUCGCUCACGCCCUACAUCAGCUGGUUUUCUGCCAACCAGCUGGAGGAAAAGUAGUGAAACCAUGUUUGAAUUUAUCAGAAAUUCAGCCCAAAAAGGUCACUGAUCACUUAAGAAGGGUGAAUUUCAGGAAUCAUUUUGGGGAUGAUGUGUUUUUUGAUGCCAAUGGUGACCCUCCUGCUUCUUAUGAUAUUAUCAACUGGCAGCUGAGAGAUGGUCAGGUGCAACAUGUCACAGUGGGUCAUUUUGUUUCUGCUGCUAACGGUGAUUAUAAGCUCAGCAUCAAGGAUGAAGACAUUGUGUGGCGGACAGGAGAAAUGGUUCCGAAAUCUGUGUGCUCUAAUAUUUGUCCAAAAGGAACAAGAAAAGCUCAAAUAAAGGGAAAACCGGCCUGCUGUUUUGACUGUAUUCCGUGUGCUGAUGGAACUAUAGCCAAUUCAACAGGUGCAGCUGACUGCACUCCCUGUCCUCGGGAAUACUGGUCCAACGAGAGAAAAGAUGAGUGCAUUCCUAAAACAAUUGAGUUCCUGACGUACGUUGAGCCGAUGGGAAUCGCUCUCACAGUGGUAUCCCUAAUAGGGGCUUCACUGUCUUUGGUCACAAUGAUUGUCUUCAUCUGCUACAGAGAAACUCCUGUCAUAAAGGCCAGCAACUCUGAGCUCAGCUGUUUCCUGUUGUUUUCUCUUUUUUUGUGUUUCCUCUGUCCCCUCACUUUCAUGGGCAGACCCACAGUCUGGACGUGCAUGCUGCGCCACACAGCAUUUGGUGUCACGUUUGCACUUUGUAUUUCCUGUGUCUUGGGAAAAACUAUAGUUGUAGUCACAGCUUUCAAGGCUACAAUCCCUGGCAAGAAAGCUGCAGAAGUUUGGGCCUGCACAGCAGAGGAUUAUAGUUUGCUCCUGCACUUGAUUCAGAUAGUUAUAUGUGUGUUGUGGCUGAAAUUGAACCCUCCUUUCUCAGACAUGGUUUUCAGAUACAGCAACACAAAGAUUGUUUUAGAGUGCAACACAGGCUCUGAGGCUGCUUUUUAUGCAGUACUGGGUUACAUCGGGAUCCUUGCAAUAAUAUGUCUGGCCCUGGCUUUUCUAGCAAGAAAGUUGCCUGAUAACUUUAAUGAAGCUAAAUUUAUCACCUUCAGCAUGCUGAUAUUCUGUGCUGUCUGGAUCACCUUUAUCCCAGCGUAUGUCAGCUCUCCUGGGAAGUUCACUGUAGCUGUUGAGAUAUUUGCCAUUUUAUCUUCAGCAUUUGGAUUAUUGAUAAGCAUUUUUGCACCAAAAUGUUACAUAAUAUUGAUCAAGCCAGAAAAAAAUACCAAGAAACAUGUCAUGGGAAAACUGUAAAGAUUAAAAAAAAUAUGAGACCAUGUCAAGAAGAUUCUACUGUUAUUUAGAAUUUUCCCACAGUGUAAAGUUGAACCAUAGCAUAUGUGCAAAGAAAGAUUUAUUUUAUAAAACAAAAACACGCUUCAACAGCAAUUUAAUUUAACUUAAGUUUUAUUUUUUUUAAUGAAUUACGUUAAUGCUCCUGAUGUACUUCAUGUCAAUAAAAUGGAUGGUAUGGUGUGCCAGUUGGCCUAGCUGUUUUAGCGUGUGACCCAUGUACAGAGGCCACAGUCCUCAAAACAAAUUGAAAAUAUGUUGU
This is a messenger RNA of Notolabrus celidotus (New Zealand spotty), 2641 nucleotides long. RefSeq names its product extracellular calcium-sensing receptor-like. Gene Ontology annotation, molecular function: G protein-coupled receptor activity. Gene Ontology annotation, biological process: G protein-coupled receptor signaling pathway. Lineage: Eukaryota; Metazoa; Chordata; Actinopteri; Labriformes; Labridae. Gene Ontology annotation, cellular component: membrane. The record is from RefSeq and is a predicted model, not a curated record.